Messenger RNA from Nymphaea colorata (pocket water lily), 2642 nucleotides. RefSeq lists its product as uncharacterized. Gene Ontology annotation, molecular function: DNA binding; 5'-flap endonuclease activity; protein binding. The transcript has 12 exons. The coding region runs from base 104 to 2218 and encodes 704 amino acids. Lineage: Eukaryota; Viridiplantae; Streptophyta; Magnoliopsida; Nymphaeales; Nymphaeaceae. The record is from RefSeq and is a predicted model, not a curated record.
GUCAAGCCUAUGGAAGCAUCUGCUGCUGCCGCCGCCACCACCACCAUCGCCGCGAGAGCUUCACUCUUCGCUCCCAUUCGUCUGCAGUCGGGAAGCAGAAGAAAUGGGGAUCAAAGAGCUUCUGAGAUUCAUGAAGCCCUUCAUUCACCCCGUUCACAUCCAAAAGUACAAAGGCAAACGGGUCGGUAUCGAUGCCUAUUCAUGGCUCCACAAAGGAGCUUAUGCCUGUAGCAUGGAGAUAUGUAUGAACCAGACUUGGGGAGAAUCUCGCGCCCCUUUCAUCCAAUAUUUCAUGCACCGGAUCAAUCUGCUUCGGCACCAUAAAAUCGUCCCUGUUGUUAUCUUUGAUGGUGGUUGCAUUCCUUGCAAAUCGGCAACGGAGCUUGAGCGUCAGAGGAGGAGAGCAACCAAUUUGAGUUUAGCUAAAGAGAAGCUAUCCCAAGGCGACAUGUCUGAAGCCAUCGAAUUCUUUCAGAAAGCAGUUAGCAUAACUCCAUCUACAGCAUACCAAUUGAUUCAGAUCCUGAAAGCAGAGCAGGUGGAGUUCAUAGUUGCGCCAUAUGAAGCCGAUGCGCAACUGGCAUAUCUGUCAAAGCUAGAAGAAGCAGAGGGUGGAAUAUCAGCUGUUAUAACGGAAGAUAGUGAUCUGUUGGCUUAUGGUUGCCGAGCAGUUAUAUUCAAAAUGGAUCGGUAUGGCCAUGGUGAAGAGAUACUGAUGGAUGAUGUGUUGAAGUCGAAUGCUUGUGGAUUGUCGUUCAGAAACUUCGAUCAGGAACUCUUCACAGGCAUGUGUGUAUUGGCUGGAUGCGACUUUCUACCAUCCGUACCAGGCAUUGGGAUCAAAAGAGCUCACUUGCUAGUAUCAAAAUACAGGAACCUUGAUAGGGUACUGUCUAUACUCAAGUUUGAGAAAAGUCGGCAAAUGCCAGAAGGUUACGCUGAAGCCUUCAGAGUAGCGACUGCAGUUUUUCAUCACGCUAUAAUAUAUGAUUCUAAGAGAAAAGUGCUCAUGCCACUAAAAGAAUUGCCAGAGAAGCUUCUUGAAGUGCUUGACAAUGAUGUCAAAUUUCUUGGCCCAAUGCUUGAUCCAUCAAUUGCAGUGGCCAUUGCAGAAGGUCACAUCAAUCCGCUUACCUUUGAGGCCUUUUGCAGUUCCCGUCCCCAGAUCAAUGUCGACCAAGAACAAAGCAGCUUCACCAUUUUCUCUGCCGAAGAGAUGAGAGUAGAUGCAACUGCAGAACGCGGGACAGAAGAAGCGAAUCAUGAAGCCAAUCAAAAUCCUGAUCACCAUGAUGAUGAAAGGUUUAUAAGGGAAGUUGCAGCUCUGGGAAGCCUUUAUGCUGCCAACUCCGCAGCAAAGAGCAGCCAGAUCUUGAUGGAAGACAAAGAGGUAGCUUUUCCUGAUAACAAUCCCUUCAGCAACAAGAAGAGAAAAAAGGGUGAUGGUGUUGCUGAUGAAAGAGUCACAGAAUGUAAAGUGAGCGUUGUUAUCGGCGACCUAUCACGCAUCAGUAACAAUGAAGAUAGUGACGACGGUGGUUGUGGUGGUUGCAGUUCCAGAAUUAAUGCACUGGGAAGCCCUUGUGCUACUAAUUCUACAGACAAGAGCUGCCAAGUCGUGAUGAAAGAAAAAGCACUAUCCUUCCUCAAUAACAACCCCUUCAGCAACAAUAAGAAGAGAAAAAAGAGCGAUGAUGUUGCCUGUAAAAAAUCCGGUGGUGAAGUGGUCUCGGUCUUUAGUGGGUCCCUCUCAUGCGUCACUAGCGAUGAAGGCAGUGGUAAUGGCGGUGCUGGUGCUGGCAGUAAUAGUGACGGACUUGUUGAUUCACUAGGGAGCCUUCCUGCUGCUAAUGCUGUAUCAGAAGGAAGGCAAAUCGUGACGAAAGGAAAACCAGUAGGCUGUUUGGAUGAGAUUCUCUUCAGGAACGAGAAGAAGAGAAAAAAGGAUGAUCAUGGCACCGACGAGAACUUCACGGACCGUGAAGAGAAAAUCGUUCUCAGGGAGCCUCUCUCUUGCGUUACUAGCGAUGAAGAUAGUAUCAAUGGGGGCCGUCGUGGUGGUGGUGGUGAUGGACUUGUUAAUGACGCGUUGAUUUCUGAUUCUCAGAAAAGCGUUAACUCUCGACCUGCAAAGUCUAUUAGUUCAAAAAACAGGAGAUCCAGGAAGGUUGUUUCUGGUAAGGAUGGUGGCAUUCUUAAGUUUUUUGCUCGCUUGUGAUAUUUAUUGCAUAACAAGGCUUGAAGUGUGCCUGUUACACUCACCUGCCAUGGGAAGGCGAUGCGGCUGAAGCUUUUUUAUCUAAUGGUGCGUCCCCUUCUUUUCAUGGACAACUUUCUUAUGGAAAGUUAAUCUGCUGAGAAAAAGGCUGAAAAAUCACCUAAAAGUUCUGGUAGUUUGUUCUCACUUUAACCUUCCAGUGGCUCUGCUUUGUAACCAUUUUGCUCUAGAACAGAGAAAUAUUUUGAAUCUUAACGAAACAUUGUCGGCAUAAGCCUUGAAUCCUUGUAUCCCAUUUAGAGCCAAGGACAUCGUUUGGGGUUUAUUUUGAUAUUAGAUCUAAACCUGAUCUUACUACGUGACAAACUUAUGCAUGUUAAAAGGUUUUGAAAGAAUUAAAGAAUCGAUUGAGAUUGAUUGUGAA